CCCCGCGAUGAUUGUUGGUUUAUGUGUAAAAGUUGAAAAUGAAAUAUGGCGGCCAAAGCUGCAAUGAGCAUUGAAGUGCAAUACACAGAACUAUACAAAGCUUCACAUGUAGUUUUUCAUGGCUAUGUACUUCCUUUUCUAAUAUUAUACUUCUUUUUCUUUCCAACAUGGAUUUUUUAUUAUGGUAUAUUUGAAUAUUUUGAAAUUGGGUGUAUUAUAACAGCAGUGUUUGGUGUUCUGCAAGUUUUGGUUUGUUUAUCAUGUCACUGGUCAAUUCAUGCUCGUGCCAAGUUAACAUGUUCUCAGGUUGCAGAUAUUGCUGAUGCUGACACAGUCAAAGUUGUUCCUACACAAAAUAAUGGGUACCCCGAGUUGGUUAGAUUGGUUCAUUCAAUGGAUGAAAAAGGGAAUAAUGUCAUCUCAUUUACAUUUCAAAAAAUACGGUAUUUCUAUGAUGCUGAGGAAAAAAAGACCUUUAUUCCUGCAACCUAUCCAAUAAAUGAACAAUUCUCAUUCUACCAAAACAGCAAAGGCUUCCAAGAAGAGGAGGAAGUAAAGAUUAUUCAGAGAAAAUAUGGUUUGAACAAGAUUGAAAUGACUGUUCCAGAUUUCAUGGAAUUGUUCAAAGAACGUGCAACUGCUCCAUUUUUUGUUUUUCAAGUGUUUUGUGUUGGUUUAUGGUGCUUAGAUGAAUAUUGGUAUUACUCUUUGUUUACAUUAUUCAUGCUUGUCACUUUCGAAGCUACAUUAGUGCAUCAGCAACAAAGAAACAUGCGAGAGAUUCGAAAUAUGGGAAGUAAAUCUUAUCAAGUGCAGGUAUAUAGAUAUAGAAAAUGGAGACCUAUAAAUACAGAUGAUCUACUUCCUGGUGAUAUAUGCUCAAUAGUGAGGUCGAAAAGCGACAUAAUGAUUCCAUGUGAUAUGGUUCUUCUGAGAGGUAGUUGCAUUGUUGAUGAAUCUAUGCUUACCGGGGAAGCAGUUCCACAGAUGAAGGAACCGAUUGAAACUUCACCAGGGAACGAAGUAUUAGACCUGGAUGAGCACAGAAAACUUCAUAUACUGAGUGGAGGUACCAAAGUUGUAAAUCACACUCCUCCUGGCAAAACUACUGCUGGUUUAAAAUCACCUGACAAUGGUUGUGUUGCUUAUGUGCUAAAAACUGGAUUUUCUACAUCACAGGGAAAACUUCUAAAAACCAUUCUAUAUGGUGUGAAAAGAGUUACAGCCAACAAUAUGGAAACAUUUAUGUUUAUAAUGUUUUUGCUUGUCUUCGCUAUUGCUGCAUCAAGUUAUGUCUGGAUCAAAGGAUCUGCAGAUCCCACUCGCAAUCGUUAUAAAUUAUUUUUGGAAUGCACGCUCAUAUUAACUUCCGUGGUUCCACCUGAGUUGCCAAUCGAAUUAUCUCUAGCUGUUAACUCGUCACUAAUGGCUCUUACUAAACUAGGUGUAUUUUGCACAGAACCUUUUCGUAUACCAUUUGCUGGUAAAGUCGAUGUUUGCUGUUUUGAUAAGACAGGGACGUUGACAAGCGAUGACUUGGUUGUAGAAGGAGUUGCAGGGAUAAGUGGCAGUCAUAAAAUUCAAAAGAUCAGUGACAUGCCUGUGACAACGAUACGUGUGUUAGCAAGCUGUCAUUCUCUCACAUAUAUGGACGAUAACCUAGUUGGAGACCCAAUGGAAAAAGCAGCAUUAAAAGCCAUUGACUGGACACUCAGUAAAGGUGAUGUGUGUAUGGCGAAAAAGGGUAUGAGACAAUCUGUGAAAAUUUUACACAGAUUUCAUUUUACAAGUGCAUUAAAAAGAAUGUCUGUGGUUGCGUCCAUUCAUUCAGCAGAUACAUCAUCGACACAGCAUAUUGCUGCUGUCAAAGGCGCUCCAGAAACGUUAAGAAAAAUGUUCGUCGAAGUUCCUGAUUUUUACGACGACUUGCAAAAAGAACUUUCCUGCAAUGGUGGAAGAAUAAUGGCAAUGGGUCAUAAAGAUCUGGGCACGGAGUUGUCUCCAAGAGAGAUUCGUGACAUUUCACGUGAAGAAGCAGAAGCAGAUUUGAUAUUUGAUGGAUUCCUAGUUCUUUCUUGUCCUUUGAAACAAGAUUCGUUGGCGACAAUAGCUGAGAUUAAAAAUGCAUCACAUCAUACGGUGAUGAUCACGGGAGAUAAUCCACUGACGGCGUGUCAUGUUGCAAACUCGCUAAAAAUGAAUGAGAAAACGUUACUUAUUUUAUCAAAGGGAAUGACGCACAGCAACGGUUCUUUAGAAAGUCUAUCAAACGAACACUGGAGUUGGCGUACAGUGGAUGAUGAGUUCUCCUUUUCUGUUGAAGACGAUCCGAAAAGUCUUGCUAAGAAUUAUAAUUUCUGCUUGUCAGGUGACGGUCUUGCAUACAUGCAGUCUUCAGCAGAGUUGGAGAAAAUACUGAAAAAAGCACUCGUUCAUUGUCGUGUAUUUGCUCGUGUCGAUCCAAAACAAAAGGAGUGGAUUAUCCAUGAAUUUAAAGAACUUGGUUUCGUCGCGCUAAUGUGUGGCGAUGGGACGAAUGAUGUCGGUGCGUUGAAACACGCACACGUAGGAGUGGCGUUACUGCCAGGGACGGCCGAAAAAAUGGAGCCGCUCAAAGAAAAACGAAAAAAGAAGAAAGAGGCGGAUGCCGCUAGUACGGACCUAAAAACUAAAUUAUUUGGCGGCGGUAAAAAUAUGUCUAAGGCUGGCAAAAUGCGAGCGAUGACACGUGGAGAUGCUGCCGAAAAUGCUCGCAAUUCACUCGAGAAACAACAGGCUAAACUUCGAGAAAUGCUUGAUGAAAUUGAUAAAGAACAAGCACAAAUAGUCAAGCUUGGCGACGCAUCUAUAGCAUCUCCCUUUACGUCACGUUACUGUACACCUGCCUCAAUUUGUCAUGUGAUCAAACAAGGUCGAUGUACGUUGGUGACGACACUUCAAAUGUUUAAAAUAUUAGCACUGAACGCUUUGAUAUUAGCGUACAGUCAAAGUGUAUUGUAUCUAGAUGGAAUUAAAUUUAGCGAUGGGCAAGCAACAUUGCAAGGCAUUCUUUUGGCUGGUUGUUUUCUAUUUAUUUCUCGUUCAAAGCCACUUACCGUUCUUUCGAAAGAACGUCCACUUCCAAACAUAUUCAACAUGUACACAAUUCUUACAGUCUUAUCACAAUUCGCUGUCCACUUCACCUCACUUGUGUAUGUCGUCAACGAAGCAUACGUAAUACAACCCAAAGUAAUAAAAGUUGAUUUGGAGAAGAAAUUUGAACCAAGUUUGAUCAACAGUGUAGUAUAUAUUAUUUCAAUGUCGAUGCAAAUCUCCACCUUUGCUAUCAACUACAGGGGAAGACCAUUCAUGGAAAGCUUGACAGAAAAUCGCCCGUUGUUUUACAGCAUCGCUAUUUCUAUGGGCGCUUUGUUCACUCUUCUAAUGGGCUGGAUGCCAGAAGUAUCCACGCAGUUUGAAUUAGUAGAAUUUCCUAAAGAUUUUCAAAUGAUGUUUUGUCAAGUUGUCAUCGCUGACUUCAUCGGCUCUUGGUUGCUAGAUAGAAUUUUAAGAUUUUUAUUUGGAGAAGCAAAAUUAAAACAAUGUUAGUAAUUUUUUUUGAAGAGAAGAACGUUUUUAGGAUUCUAUGCUCAGGAAUAGAAAUAACGAGAGUGUUAAA
This is a messenger RNA of Hydractinia symbiolongicarpus, 3658 nucleotides long. RefSeq names its product endoplasmic reticulum transmembrane helix translocase-like. The record is from RefSeq and is a predicted model, not a curated record. Gene Ontology annotation, biological process: intracellular calcium ion homeostasis. NCBI's taxonomy places the organism in Eukaryota, Metazoa, Cnidaria, Hydrozoa, Anthoathecata, Hydractiniidae. Gene Ontology annotation, molecular function: ATP binding; ATP hydrolysis activity; P-type ion transporter activity. Bases 46 to 3588 code for a protein of 1180 amino acids. Gene Ontology annotation, cellular component: endoplasmic reticulum membrane. The transcript has 28 exons.